ACAACACAGCAGCAGCAGCAGAAGGCCGCGGGGAUGCAGCACAGGACAGAGCAGAAGCCACAAUGAGCGAUAUGUCGUGAUCUAGCUGCGUCGAUGGACGACUCCUCCAAGAACCUGCGGAAAUGCCUGGCUGGCGGCAAGAAGGCAGUCGACGAUGACAGGAACACCCAAGAUGGAGGCCACGAUCCGCCAGCAGACUCCCUCGGCCGCGGCAGCGCGACGAAAGAGCAGAUAGGCGUCCCCUCUACUUGCUUGCCCAUCGCCCCUCACACAGCGCAGCAUGCCAGCAGUGCGUCCUCGGCUGGGAAGGCCAGCCAUGGCGGCAAGGGAGGCAACGAGAGGAGGGACGCACCGUCUGCAGACAGUGAUGUCAUCCAGAGGCCACAUGCAGCUCCUGUCAAGGUGCGUACACACACACACACACACACACACCACACACGAGAACGCUCGUGUUUGGUUUGUGUGUGUGUGUGUGGAUACCCAAGCUCUCUCUGCGUCAGGAGCCUCUCGUAGAUGCUGGCGGCGUCAGCAAGGGGCAGUGCAAUCGCAAGCCCGUUCGUGAUGAGCAUUUCAACAUCGUCCCUCCCAUCCACCCCGACGAGGCAGCACGGAUGGUGUCAGAGGUCGCCGAGCAGUCGCGUGCAUCGCUUUCUCGGCCUGGUGGCGACUGGAUGGGGGAGGUUGGUGCCGGCCUCAAGCAGCGCAUGCCCCAUCACCGGUUCUUCUGCGUGCGCUUUCGGAGCGAUACAUACGCAGUAUCCGCUGCCUCAUGUUCGGCGUACACACACGAGGUAAGGAAGCACACAAAUCAUUCGCACACACUUGGUCAUGGCUUCUCUGCAUGUACCGCCGUGCAGCCCCUCUGUGUGUGUUUGGCCGACGGGCGUGAGGCCGGCGACCCCUCCGCACCGACAUCGGUGUCCCCAGAGGAGAAUGGGCACUUCGUGACGGCGGUCCGCAUGACGUUGAAGCAGGCGCGCGAGAAGGGGCGGAGCCACGAAAAGGACGAGCGUCUCGUCGCCAUUGACAUGAAAGGACUCGCGGAGAAGGUGCUGAACCAGCUGAUCGAUCGCAGAGUGGUGGUCGGCGGUCACCCCAAGACCAUCGUCCUGCUGUCAGCCGAGCAGCCACUGCCCUCGGACUGGCCUCAUGACGGAUCUGCCAGCGCGGUGUCGGCCAAGUGGACUCGGGGAGCGGACACUCCCCCCCUGUGGUUCUACUUGAUCAGAUGGAACCCCCUCAGCAGCACCACCGACAGCAGCGCGUCUUUUGUGACGGCGGACGUGCAGGCAGCCAACACCAUAGCCCUUCCCCCGCCCCGAGUCGCUGGUCAGGUGCCUGCUGUUGACGGCGCCAAGAACCGUAGACGCGUAGACAUCAGCCCUGCUGCUGCUGGUGGUGGUGGUGCUGCUGGUGGUGGUGGACAUAGCGGAGGUACGCAAACCAUCGGCUGCUGUUGGUGGACUGCGUAUCCUCAUGAGCGUCUUGUGCUGUGUGUACCUGCAGGUGGGUCGAUUGGUGCGGCAGCGAUACAGCAGCAGCAUCAGGGUGGCGGCAGCUCACAGUCGGCAGAACUGACGGCCCCCACCGUCAUGCAACACACCCAUCAGCAACAGCAGCAGCAGCAUCUCAAGCGGGUGAACCCGAACAGCCAGGAGAUGAAGGCCAUGGUUCGGGCGAUGCGGGAGAUGUACGCGCACGAUCAGCUGGUGGCAGAAGAUCAGCGCAGGGCCGUGCAUCUCAAAGAGGACCACCAGCUCCUUUCCCAGCUGCCGACUCCGUGCUUCCCCGACCCCUCCCUCCUGGGCGGUGUGCUCUUCCGCCACGCCCUGCAGGCGUGUGUGGUGCACGGUGCGGCCGGGUCGCUCGAGGCGCUGCUGAGGGAGACGCUCGUCAAGCCGACCGAGAAGGACAAGGGGAGGCUGGCUGUGGGUGAGGUGCGGACCAAGAAGGACAGGAAGGUGCUCCGGUGGAGUGACCUGUCGUUGGGUACUCUCGAUCUCGUCACUGAAGGUCCGCAGACAGACAGACAGACAGGCAGACAGAUGGACGGCUCGGCACUUUGUGCACGUUGGUGCUGUUCAUGCCUGUGUGUUCAGAUUAUGUGCCGUCCCCUCUAGUCGUACAGGCGGCCGUGGCCAACGCACCCAUACAGAUCAUGCGGGUACGCCCUGAGCCCGUCGUGCUGCUUACGUGUAAGGAUACCUCCGUGUGUCUGUGUGCUAUGCAGACGUUGCUGGCGUUCAAUGCCGAUGUGAAUGUGCGAGGGUAUGCCGGCCACAGAAAGGAGAUUGACGGCAAGCUCAGCUACAACACAUCCGCCAUCGGUAAGCGGCCAGGGAAGAUACUGCUGAAACACAGCCUCAUUGCAUUGCCUUCCGUGUGUGUGUGCAGGUGCGGCUGCAUUCUGGCACCGUCCUGAUCUCCUUCGUUUCCUCCUUUGUGAGGCAAGAGCCGACCCCAAGGUCCCGUUAGACGUGACGUUUGAGGACCCUCUACGACACGGUAUGUACCACAGACCCCACCUGUCGAUGCGUGACGUUCCGCCUUUCCUUUCCUCUCCCCUCCAUCCUUGUCAGGCCCCCCCAUCAUUACUUCUCAUGACUUGCUUGAGCUGGUGUGCAUUGGCCAGCCGGAGGCGCAACAGCAGGCGCAACAGCGGCAGGCCCUGGCCACCAUCGAGGUGCUCGAUGCGGAGGGGCUGAUCAAGCACGGCGAAAGCGGCAGCGGCAUCUUCGACAUCAACUGCAGGAACUCAUAUGUCGCCAUAUAUGGCGACACGUCUCUGCACCUUGCUGCCAUCCACGGCUGGUCCAGCCUGGUCGAGUGGCUGCUCGAGAAUGGGGCGGUCCCUGGCGCUGUCAACGAGUUCAACGAAACGCCUCUCGACGCCGCACGAAGACGCGGCCGGAAGGUCAGCUGAAGGAAUGGCAUCCAAUGAGCCGUCACAGUGAGUGAUUCCGCCCUGUUGUGUUUCGCAGGAGUGCGAGGCCGUGCUGCUGAAGCAUCUCACGGCCCAAUCGGUGCAGACGGCCACCAGCACUGCUGCAAGAGCUAGCACGGGAGCGCCUUGCAUCCCCACGGCAAGCGAAGACACCUGCCCACACGCAUAUGCCAUGGGCACCCAGACACACACACCACACCGUUAUCUGUGGAUGGAUGGAUGGAUGCAGGCAGCUGCUGCUGGUGCGAUGGAGGAGGGCGGCAGUUUCGACUCGCCACCAGCGGCCGCGGCACACGAGAAGAAGAGGCAGGAGCUGCGCGAGGGCAUAAUGCGGAUGAGGGCCACGGCGAGAGCGAUCCGGGAGGCGUGCUUUUACGACCUGCUGACGCCAGAGGGGCGGCGCAAGCCCGUCGAUCUCAAGGAGGACCUCUCGCUUCUGUCGUCGCUGCCCACUCCCAUGGUCUCGUACAAGAACGGCUUCGUGCUGAAGCAGGCCCUGCAGUCAUGCGUCUGGUACGGCUCGGCUGGGUCGCUCGACACACUGCUGCAGGGCAACUUCAUCAAGCCGACGGAGGAGAGAGGCGACGGGGGGCUGUCGGUGGGGCAGGUGCGGGCGAAGGACGGGGAGGUUUUCAACUGGCGAGACCUCUCGCCUGCCAGCAUCGAGCCCUCAGAGGGCGAGAUGGACGAGCCUGAAGAUGUCAACGGUAAGUGAGCAAGCAGACCAAGAUCGGGUGAUAUAUCAUCUGACUAUGCCUGGAUGGCAUCAGGUCAUGUGCGGAAGCCGUUGUUGAUCCAGGCCAUGACGCCUAGCUUCUCGGAUGACGCCACCGUGCUACGGAUCGUCAAGGUACGCCAGUCGAGAGGCCACAUGAGAUCACCUAGCCGCCUCUCAUGCGUCCGUCUGUGUGCCUGUCUGCCUCUGUGCAGUCGCUGGUCGAGUACAAUGCCGACGUCAACGAAAUCGGCCCGGUGGCUGUGAACACCGUGACCAAAGAAGCACGGAUGACUUCAUCGGCUAGCGGUGAGUGUCGAGAGGCAGGACAGGGCAGGAUGAGAAAUGCCGGAUAGAAACAAGUUUGACUUGGUGUCUUCAGGUGCUGCUUCCAUGUACCACUUGCCUGAGGUCCUCGACUACCUUCUCCGCCUACCGCAUGCCGACCCGUCAGUCCUCUCUGGGGGGGACGUCCUUCCGGGCUUGAACCUACUUCAGCUAGCCUGCCUUGGGCCUCCACUUUUGUUGGUGCCAGGGAGCCAAGAUACCGACGGUGAGUGGGUAACUAAUCAAGAGCUUGCACCCAACUCCUUCGCGCUGACGCUCUUGUGUGUUGUGACAGCUUCCCGGUCCCCUCCUGAGCCCAUGGUGCACAGCAAGAGCCACAAGAAGGCCGCCAGCAAGGGCAGACGGGCCGGCAACGUUGGCCUUGCAGAAGAGGCGAGACAACAGGCGGCCGGCGGCACGGCGGCGGAGGAGGCAGAGCAGAAGAAGAAGGCCCGGCAGUCGCGUGCAGUGGCCACCCUGGAGGUGAUCGAACGCCACGGCCUGACGCGCAGCACACAGGCCGAGGCCAAAGGAGGGCGUUGCAAGAGUCCCGUCCUCAGUCUGCACUGCCGUCGCCAACUGCAAUGCCCGUCCUCAGGGGGCUGGUCUCUGCUGCAUUUGGCGGCUGCCAAUGAGCGGUCCGAAAUUGUCAAGUGGCUGCUGGAGAGGGAAGUGCACGCUGAGGCCGUCGACAGGAAGAACCAGACACCCCUCGACCUCGCGCGCCGAUUGGGCCGGAAGGUCAGCGGAGAUGAGGAAGGCGGACCAACGUCAGCCGCUUCAUUUGUUUGGUGUGUUCAGUCGUGCGUGGAUGUGCUGAUGGCUCAUGUGGAGGCCCGUCGGAAGGCGGCGGCUGAUGACCGGCUGCGAGAGGAGGAGAUGGCCCGCAAGAAGGACGAGAAGGCUGCCAGAAAGCGCGAGCAGAAGCGUCUCAAGGUGCCCUUCCCAUGCACCGCUGCACACAUGGAUACUGCAUCUGUGUGUCAUUUUGCCUUCAGCGUUUGGCGGCAGCGGCUCAGCAGGCCGAGGCAGCGGCAGAUGGCGAGAGGGAGGAGGCAGACGACACACAGCACGAGACUGAAGAAGUAGAUCAUGUGACGGAUGAGCCCGCUGCGCCGAGCUGCCCGCCAGACACACACAAUGACAGGUGCAGACAGCCACCGACACUUUCACCCAGUAGCCCCCAUCUGUUGUCCUUCUGUGUGUGGUGCACAGUGUCGAGCCGGCCUUCUCUGACGCCCCGAGUGGCCGCCACCAGCGGCAACAUGUCCUCAGCCAGGAGCCUCCAGCUGAUGUCGGCCCUUCGCCAUUCGCUUCUCUCCCUCUCUCUCCUGCUCAGAGCGCACCGGCAAGCCACUUGUUUGCUGCCCAGCGUCCGUCCAGCUCAUCGUGAGGCUCACACAAAGACCGCUCACAGCACACCGAGUGACUCAGUUGAUGGGGCCCUGUCUGUUGUGUGUCAUCCAUCCAUCGAUCCAUCCAUCAGGUCCUCACUGUUCGACCCGCCGGCAUCAUCGACGGCCAGCACUACACCCGCCGACCGGCCAUCCACUUCACAGUCGUCAAGCCGACAGGACCAGUAGGGCAACGUAGAGCCGGUACUGUGUGGCCUGAAUUGACAAUGUGGCUGGUGUUUGUGUAGGUUCCAACCGGCAAACGUGAUGGCUCAGCUGCGGGCGGGCCUGACCGACGGCAUAGCCAAGAAGGAGAGGUCAGAAAACACAGCAACACGGCUGUCGAUCGCUUGAUACCCGCCCCGGCCUCUGUGUGUCAUGGUGUGUGUGCAGCCAGUUGGGCGGAGCCAAGAAGGGGAGGAAGAAAAAGAGAGGUGCCGUCGCGGGGAGCUUGUAAGUACAUGCCAGGAUGCACAUAGGUGACAGACACACACCCGUCUGUGUCUUGGCUUCCCUGCAGGUCUGGCUUUGGUCCUGAGAUGGGCCCUUGCCCUGACACGUAAGUAGCGAUCGAUGCUUGCUUGCGCCACGUCACGUAAAUCAGCAGCGACUGUGUUUCCCUUAUCUGCAGCCUUGAGGAUGAGAUCGAUGCCAUGCCGUCAUCUUCGUCUAGCGCUCUUCCACCGCCUGCACGGAGGUCGGCACACACACGGACACAGAUAUGGAAGAGGCCGCAUCGCCAUGCGUCUCCUUGUCUGAUGUGUGUGGGUGCAGUGUUGCUGCGGAUGACGAGGACCGUGACCAGCAGGAGGCGAUUGCCGCGUCGCUGCAGUCGGCUGCGGAGGCCAUCAAGAGGGACGCCAUCUCAGCUCACAAGCAGAAGAAAGAGUAAGCACAGACGAUGACCACACGAAUACUCGCGAAAGGCAUAAACGCCUGUUUGGCUGUGUGUAUGCGGCAGGUUGAAAGUGAGGUUGCGGGCUGAGACGAACAUGGCCGAGGCGUCAAAAUCCCACGAGCAGCGCCUGACUGAAGAAAACGACAGACUCAAGAUGGCCAACCCCACGUUCGCCCUGGGGUUGCCCGCUCAUCCAUCCAUUGUCACCCUUCCAUGUGUGUGUCCAUCCUGCUGCAGGCUGACCGACGACGAGCUGUCCCGCAGGGCCUCUGCCGAUGACGUGAAGCACUUCCAGGAGACCAUCGACGGCCGCUACAACGAGCUGCAUGCGCUCGUCCUCUCGAGUACCGACCGGCUGCUGCAUCUCGCCAAUAACACUGCUGAUGCGUCAUCAUCAUCGGAGGAGCCGGCCCCCGACACACAUGACGGGUCUUGCUUGCCCCAGGAGGCCCCCUCGCCGACCAGCCCUCCAUCUGCUGCGGCAGGCGAGUCCAUAGAGUGGCUGGAGGAGCUGGAGGGCAGCGACCUCGAGAUCCCCCAGAUGUGUGUGGUGGCGUCCAAGCAGCUGGAGGAAAUCGACCAGGACAUCGCCAAGUGAGAAAACACAGAGAGAGAAGACAACCAGAGGUGGAUUGCGUGACGCAUCUGUUGCCGCCUGCCGCUGCUGCAGCUUGGUGGAUGAGGUCGGCCAGGCUGCCACCUGCCGCGAGGCGUCCGACGCCCGUGUGCAGGGCCUCAUCGAGCAGAACGAGGAGCUCAAACGACGCGACAAGGAGCGGUAAGGCACACCACACCCACAGCCAUCCUUGCCACCUCAUCUCUCCAUCUGUCUGCCCUGUUCUGUCUGUCAGGCUGACCCGAGAGAAGCUGGGCACCCUCAAGUCGGUCGAGGACGUCAGGAGCUUCCAUGAUGCGGCCCUGCAGGAGAGCCAGCGUCUCAAGGCGCUGCUUAGCCGCUCAUACGACCACCAGAGGCGGCUCGAGAGUGAGGACUUCCAGCGUGACGUGGGGCGGCGCAUUGCGGCCGAGCGCGAGGCGCGCGAGAAGGAGGCGGCUGAGCAGCUGAAGCGGCAGGAGGAGGCGACGGCCAAGAAGAUCGCUGAGAUGCAGCAGCAGCUCGAUGAGGAGAGGGGCAAGCCCAAGCAGAGCAUCACAUCCUGCGUGGUGUGUCAUGAGGAGCCCAAUGUCGUGGUUAUGAUGCCCUGUCGACAUCAGUGCCUCUGCACAGGUGGCUGGGUGGGUGGGCUAGUGAGCGUCCCACCAGCCGCUGUGUAUCACGGAUUGGUGGUCGCGUGUGGGCAUUCAGGUUGUUUCGAGAAUCUCAAGACGCAGCACCACAGGCGCAAGAAGGUGCCGUGUCCCAUCUGUCGCGCUCAGUGCGAUAAGGAGCGAUCGGGGCGCGUGUAUGACACGGGCCACUGUGACGACGACUGAAUGACGUAGUGGCGUAGACGGUCAGACAGCCCGACCGUGGAUCGGAUCAGUAGCUCUCAUGCGCCGAUGGCGCCAACCACUCAUGUGCUCAUGGAUUGAUUGUGUGUAUACGUAUCUAUCUAUUUGUAUGUAUUCAUAUGGGAUUUAUCGCGGGGACUUGAGUCAUGAGAUGGUCGUGUCUGCCUCGAUGGCAGGCAGCCAUGGACGUCUUCAUGCAUCCUCUGCGUUGUGCACCAGCGCAGCCAGUGGCAUGCAUCGAAAUCGCCACGACAUGCAAUUAUGUAUUUGUGUCCGUCCAUGUGUUGCCGUCGGUCGGUGUGUGACUAGUGAACUUUUAUACAGCCACUACGGGGGUCGUCAUGGAUUCGAAAAUAUGUACGCAAGAUUAAUCCAAAUGAAUUCGAAGCGCAUGCAUGCGACGACGGGCGAGUGUGCGGAUGGCUCUGUCCUUUGCGGCGAGUGUGUUGCCUUGUCGUUCAUUCAUGCGUCCGUAUACUCAAAUGCAAAUGGCUGAUUCCACCCAACCACCCUGCUGGCUCCAC
This is a messenger RNA of Vitrella brassicaformis, 8254 nucleotides long. NCBI's taxonomy places the organism in Eukaryota, Vitrellaceae. The record is from the annotation of a GenBank genome assembly.